Gallus gallus (chicken) is the source of this 2767-nucleotide messenger RNA. It is a transcript of the gene GAL3ST1, whose product is annotated as galactose-3-O-sulfotransferase 1. Bases 303 to 1577 code for a protein of 424 amino acids. Gene Ontology annotation, biological process: galactosylceramide biosynthetic process; myelination. The transcript has 3 exons. The record is from RefSeq and is a predicted model, not a curated record. Gene Ontology annotation, molecular function: galactosylceramide sulfotransferase activity. Gene Ontology annotation, cellular component: membrane. Lineage: Eukaryota; Metazoa; Chordata; Aves; Galliformes; Phasianidae.
GGGUGGAGAGACGGAGGAGAGACGGCGCUCGGGGUGGCAGCGGGAGCCUCGCUCCACGCCUCGGACCGGCAGCGCUGGGGAAGGAGAUCCUUAUUUGGCUUCCCCUUCCCCACCGGGCCGGGUGCGCUGGAGCUGCCCUUGAGGGGAUGGUGUAGGGACGGGGCAGCUGCUGCAGGCUGCUUGGGGAGAGCCUGUUCCAUGUCGGAGCAGCACUGCCCCCCCUGCCCCGCGCCCCGGCCAGCCCAGGAGAGGAGAAGGACGGUCUGCAGGGAGCAGCUGGAGCAAAGGAAGAGGUGACCACGAUGCUGCAUCAACAUGGGAAGCCCUGGAGGUCCAUGUGCAAGGGGCUCAUCCUGGGAACCCUCCUGACCAGCUUCAUGCUGCUGCUCUACUCCUACGCUGUGCCCCCGCUGCAAGUCAGCAUGACAGAGAUCCCCGUCCCCUCCUGCUCCUCCUCCCAGCUGCAAGCCAAGGGCUCAGCGAUAGCCAACGGCACGCGCAGCGCUUCGGGAGCCGGCUGCCGGCCCAAGCUGGACAUCAUGUUCAUGAAGACCCACAAGACGGCCAGCAGCACCAUCCUCAACAUCCUCUUCCGCUUCGGGGAGAAGCACCGCCUCAAAUUCGCCUUCCCCAACGGCCGCAACGACUUCUACUACCCGUCCUUCUUCGAGCGGAGCCAGGUGCAGCACUACCGCCCGGGUAUGUGCUUCAACAUCAUCUGCAACCACAUGCGCUUCCACUACGAGGAGGUGCGCAAGCUCCUGCCUGCGGACGCCACCUUCGUGACGGUGCUGCGGGACCCCGCCUACCUCUUCGAGUCCUCUUUCCACUACUUCGGGCGCGUCAUCCCCCUCACCUGGAAGCUGCCGGGGGAGGACAAGCUGGCCGAGUUCCUGCGGGACCCCUGGCAUUACUACGACCCCAAUGGGUUCAACGCGCACUACCUCCAAAACCUCCUCUUCUUCGACUUGGGCUACGACAACAACAUGAACGCCGACAGCCCGCUGGUGGAGCAGCGCAUCCGGGAGAUAGAGCAGCGCUUCCACCUGGUCAUGCUGCUGGAGUACUUCGACGAGUCCCUGGUGCUGCUGAAGGAGCUGCUGUGCUGGCAGCUGGAGGACAUCCUCUACUUCAAGCUGAACGCUCGCAAGGGUUCCACCGUGUCGCGGCUGACGCCUGAGCUGUACGACAAGGCGACUGCUUGGAACCUCAUCGACGCCAAACUCUACCGACAUUUCAAUGCCACCUUCUGGCGGAAAGUGGAGGCCUACGGGAGGGAGCGGAUGGCCAAGGACGUGGCUGAGCUGCAGCGGGAGAAUGAGAAGAUGAAGAGCAUCUGCAUCGACGGGGGGCACGCCGUGGACGCCAGCGCCAUCCAGGAGUCCUCCAUGCAGCCCUGGCAGCCGCUGGGGGAGAAGUCCAUCCUGGGCUACAACUUGAAGAAGAAGAUCAACAAGAAGCACCAGAAGCUGUGCCGCAAGAUGCUGACGCCCGAGAUCCAGUACCUGACGGACCUCGGGGUCAACCUGUGGAUCACCAAGCUGUGGAGCCGCGUGCGGGACUUCCUCAAGUGGUAGGAGCAGCGGGCGCCCUGCGGGAGAGCUGGCGGCUCACGUCUUCCUUCCUUCGUGUGCCUUUGGGUUAGACACGAGCAGAACACCGCGGUGGGCCCUCAGCCAACCCCGGGCACCCAGGAGUGGAGGAGGGGACGUGGGGACCCAGUUGGGAGGACGCGGGCUGUGUGGGUUGGUUGGGGGUUUGAGGUUUUUCCCAACAGGAUCCACUUCUUCCUUCCACGUGGAAAUGCCAGAGGUGGUGUGUGAAGGGCAGGGCCCCAUCGUGCCCCUGUUGCAGCGAUGGACAUCCACCACCACGUCCCUGGAGGUGCACAGCGGGUCAGACGGCAGUGGGACCCAUGGAGAGCGGGGCCAGGGACCUGCGGGGGAUUUGGAGCUCAUGCUGACUCACACCCAAAGGGCUGCUUUCACCACUCCCUAUCCUUCCAUCCCAGAUUUUGGGCUCCCUGUCCGAGCUCAUCAUGCCAACCGUGCUGCUUGGGCUUCCCCAGCCCACAGGUCCUCAGUGCACCUGUGGCCGUCAGUCCCUCAGCAAGCCCCAGCAGGUUUCUAAGCGUUAUCCGUGCUUGAGUUUGGAGAUCAUCAAAACCACCCCAAAGCCUGUGCCAGCAGUGGUCCCCAGCGUGUCCCCGCAGCACCCUGUGGCAGCAGGUCCCCCCAGCAUGCUGCUUUCCCAGUUAGAGGACCCCGUGGUGCUGAUCCCUGGUGGGGACACCCUGGUAGGACCAUGGGGUCUGGUGAGGACUGUUGUGGGGAGCAGGCGUGGAGCCCGCAGUGCCGGCACCUGGGGUGAGCGACACACAGGGACGAGGCAGGAGCAGACGGGGUGCAGCGUGGAGACAGGCUGGGCAGAGCUGGUGGUGGGGACAGCCCCAAUGGGGACCACCACAUCACAGGGUGCCCUCGGGUGUCCCGGCCGGGCUGGAUGACAAUGGCAUGGGGCAAAGCCAAGAGUGGCCCUGGCCAUGGCACCGCGUGGCUGCAGGGGUGACAGCAGGUUGUCGCCUGCCUGGGGCAGCAGCGGGGAGCCCAGCUCAGCUCUGCCACCCUUCUGUGAGUUCAUGUUCUGCUCUGUUUGUGAAGGCAAGCAAUAAAACAACGACGACAACAACAAAAGCAAUUCUACUUUUGUAAGAUAAUUGUAUUGUAUAUUUGGCAGUUUUUAAUACACCAAUGGUCCAGCUGCUCUC